This is a messenger RNA of Penicillium expansum, 633 nucleotides long. RefSeq lists its product as uncharacterized. The record is from RefSeq and is a predicted model, not a curated record. The transcript has 2 exons. The coding region runs from base 1 to 633 and encodes 210 amino acids. NCBI's taxonomy places the organism in Eukaryota, Fungi, Ascomycota, Eurotiomycetes, Eurotiales, Aspergillaceae.
AUGGAAGCCAAUCAACCCCCAUCUACCGACUCCUCACAGCAUAAUUCUAUCGUCCUCAAGAUUGUCCACUGGGACAAGCUGUUUGAAUCCGACAGCCCUCCACGGUUAGGCAUUGAGUUCGGCAAGCGGUUACCGUAUGCUACCAUGUCCGCUUUUUCAACUGGGCUAGCACUAGGAUACUACCACGGUAGCAAAAAGGCAGGGCUUGUGUUCAGGGCUGAGAAUGCGCAUCGUUUCCCCACAACAUCAACAGGGUGGUUCCAGUACCAUAAAACGAAAAACUAUAUUGGUGUGGUUGGAGGCGUUAAGGAUGGCAUGAAGAUGGGAUUCAAGCUCGGUGCUGGCGCACUUGCCUUCUGUCUGUUCGAGGAGACAGUGGACUAUGCUCGGCAUGACGAGAGAGACUUUUUAUCGACAGUUACUGCUGGGCUGUCAUUCUCUGGAAUAUACAGCUUGCUUGCUCGUCACGAUGUUUACACUGCCGCCCGCACAGCGAAGCUUGGGUUGAAAUUGAGCUUGACCUAUGGUCUUUUGCAAGAUGCCCUUGAGACCUUGAAAGGAAACCGUCCUGGCUAUGUUGAUUUUUUCCUCGGUAACCGUCGGUCUAAGGUCAAAAAAGAAGGAUCAAUCUGA